Messenger RNA from Malaya genurostris, 1122 nucleotides. RefSeq names its product essential MCU regulator, mitochondrial-like. The transcript has a single exon. Gene Ontology annotation, biological process: mitochondrial calcium ion homeostasis; calcium import into the mitochondrion. Gene Ontology annotation, cellular component: mitochondrial inner membrane; uniplex complex. Lineage: Eukaryota; Metazoa; Arthropoda; Insecta; Diptera; Culicidae. Bases 125 to 400 code for a protein of 91 amino acids. The record is from RefSeq and is a predicted model, not a curated record.
CCCUAAUCGGGAUUACCUGUUUUUAAAAGUCAGAAUCAUAUCUUUUACCAGGUCGAUUUUUUCUAUAUUCAGGCUUUUUAAACAAUCUGGUGUGUAGGCUAACAUUAAUAAUUCUCAGACUAAAAUGGUUGUCUCGAACGUGAUUCGUGUAGUCGGCCGAUUCAGCCUAAAUGGAACUCGAGCAGGACUGUCAGAAAUUUGCCAGAUGAGACGAAAAUAUACUUUUCGGAGUGGAGCCCUCAAACCCAUGCCCGACAUCACCCCGUUCGGACUAUUCGGAGUCAUUAUUACGGUCAUCCCUGGGUUGCUGAUCGGUGCAACAAUCAGCAAGAAUAUGGCCAACUUUCUGGAAGAGAACGAUCUUUUUGUCCCUUCGGAUGAUGACGACGAUGAUGAUUAAGCGGAUACUGAUGGUUGAUGGUUUUCUCUGCGUACACUGUUUGAAUCGAUAUUUUUAGAAACACUGGCGAUGAUUAUUUUUUGGUGUAAAUCAGAAUUUAUUAUUUUAUAGUCAGGAGUCUUGGUUAUAAACAGUUAAAUCUGGUAAUUAAGCAGUUUGUGGAUUACGUUUUUUUAAAUAACAUAAAAUCAAUGCUUUUUUUACUACCUACAACUAUAACAACUCUAACCGAGCUCGUUCGGAAGAAAAUAAAGCUUCGUUAUAGUUAUUUGUGCUUAUAACGAAAUGUUUUAUUAAUUUUUCGUGAAUUGAAUGUAUUGUUUAUACAUUUGUAAAUAUUUCUGUUGUAAUAUUGUAGCACUUAAAUAAAAUUUUUCAAAUAACAGUAUAAUAUAAACCUUGACAUGUCUCCAAUACAAGUGUGGCUCAUCUUCCUGUGCAGUGAAUUUUAUUUGUUAAUUGAUUCAAUAAAAUAUCUAAGAAAAGCUAGUUAUAAGCAAGCACAAUAAAUUAUUUAAAGAAGACAAUUUUCAAUUUGAAAAUCACAAUGUUAACAAUUUACUGGUACAAUUAAUUAUGAACAGCUGUUGGUGCCGUUUGUUUCGAAAUUAUGUUGUGUUGUAGUUGUUUAAUAAACAGUAGUGUUUGUUACUACUAGUGCUUCUAAGAUAUGUUCAAAUGAUAUAACAAAAUAAAAACAAGCGUUAUUCAAUGAAAAAUAA